Molecule: messenger RNA, 1365 nt
Organism: Scheffersomyces coipomensis
Lineage: Eukaryota; Fungi; Ascomycota; Pichiomycetes; Serinales; Debaryomycetaceae
Gene: KRE9
Product: Kre9p
Exons: 1
Coding region: 405-1223 (272 amino acids)
Biological process (GO): fungal-type cell wall organization; cell wall biogenesis; (1->6)-beta-D-glucan biosynthetic process
Cellular component (GO): extracellular region
Source: RefSeq, a predicted model, not a curated record
UUACACGACUCAUUUUAAAAAAAUUGUUUUUUUUUUGAACCAUCAGACUUUAAACAAAAGAAAAGCAAUAUAACCCUUACCACUUUAACUAUCAACACCACAUUUAUCAUUCAUCCAAAUCAUUAAACUUUCAUAUCAUCAACAUAUCAUAUAGUCAUAUACAUCGAACUAUAUCCAUCCAUCCAUCCUAAUCUAUUUGAUCCAUCCAUCUAUUUCAUCACCACACCACCAUUCUAUUUAUUUAUACCCCCUCCUUCCUUCGUUCGUUCUUUAUUAGUAUCCUAUUAAUAGAUCUCCAUACACAUUCAAUUCAAUUCAUUUCAUCAUCAUCAUCAUCAUCCUAACUUAAUAAACUCAGUCAUUCGUUACAAUACACACAUACCCACCCUCCAUCAUAACACAUCAUGCAUUUCAUAUCGAUAAUAAUAACCUUAUUAUCCCUAUAUCUUUCUUCAUCAUUAGCUGAUGUAUCCAUAGCUUCUCCUUCAGCAGGGGAUAGUUAUUCUGGUUCAGGAGGUGCAGCCGUCAUUGAUGUUAAAUGGGUCGAUGAUGCUGUUUCCGGUUCAGAUACUUUUUCCUUAACCAAUGCUCAAACUUAUACUAUAUUAUUAUGUACUGGUUCAAAUUUACAAAUUCAAUGUGAUAAUAAUAAUCCAUUAUUAUCAAAUGAAGCUGUUCCAUCAGAUUCUUAUUCUGUAAGUAUCAAAAAUACUCUUUAUCCUAAUGGUUAUUAUUUCUUACAAGUUUAUACUGUUUUCCUUCAAAAAGCUACCACCACUCAUUAUUCCGGAAGAUUUCAAUUAACUGGUAUGCAAGGUCCAACUUCAACUUGGAAAGUUACAGUUACCGGUGCUGGUCCAGCUGCUCAAACUUCAGGUGGAAAUGCCGUUACCACUACUUAUAAUUCAGCAUCUUUCAGUAUUCCAUAUACUUUACAAACUGGUCUUACCAGAUUUGCUCCCAUGCAAACUCAACCUGGAUCUAAAGUUACUGCUACUACAUGGUCAAUAAGAUAUCCUACCAGUUCAGUCACAUUAUUUUCCACUCAAGCUGGUUCACCGGUAGUUUAUUCCACCAUCACUCCAGGAUGGGAUUAUACUCCAAGUUCAUUAGUUAAUUGGGCCACAGUUGCAACUUAUCCAAAUUAUUAUUAUCCUGCUUCAAGUAGAGUUAGUAAAGCAAGUUUAAGUAGUGCCACUAAGAAAAAGAGAUGGUUGGAUUAAAAUCAGUAGGUACCAACUAUGUUUCAUUCAUUUGGUUGUGUCUUUGUAAAAUAGGUUAAAAAUAAUUAUUUCUUUUCGUAUUAUUGUUAUUCUUGUUGUUUUUUUAUAUAUAUAAAUCUAAUAUUGGUUGACUUUUUUUUUU